Purpureocillium lilacinum is the source of this 897-nucleotide messenger RNA. RefSeq lists its product as uncharacterized. Lineage: Eukaryota; Fungi; Ascomycota; Sordariomycetes; Hypocreales; Ophiocordycipitaceae. Gene Ontology annotation, molecular function: oxidoreductase activity. The record is from RefSeq and is a predicted model, not a curated record.
AUGUCGUCCUGGGACCCCCCCAAGCUCACCUUCCUCAUCACGGGCUGCUCCUCCGGCUUCGGCCUCGCCCUCACCCGCCUCGCCCUCGCCCACUCGCACACCGUCAUCGCCACCGCGCGCAACCCCUCCGCCCUGCCCCCCGCCCUCGUCGCAGAGGUCGAGUCCCACGCCUCCAACGGCAGCCGCUUCCUCGCGCUGGACGUCGACUCGCCGACCCGCGCCGCCGAGCUCGUCGAGCAGCUCGAGUGCCGGGACGACUGCGUGGCCAUCGACGUGCUCGUCAACAACGCGGGGUGGUCCGUCCACGGCCCCGCCGAGAGCUUCCGCGACGACGAGGUCCGGCGGCAGUUCGAGACGGUGUUCUUCGGGCCGUACCGGCUCGCGCGCGCGGUGGUGCCGCAUAUGCGCCGCAGGAGGAGGGGCAUGAUUGUGAAUAUCGGGUCCGGGGCGGGCGUUGAUGGGAGGGAGAGCAUGGCUGUGUAUGCGGCGGCCAAGGCCGCGCUCGACGGUCUGAUGCGCGUCAUGGCCAAGGAGCUCGCCCCCUUCAACAUCCGCUCCCUCACCGUGCAGCUCGGCGGCUUCGACACAAACUUCACGCGGGCGCUCACGCGCACCGCCGAGCCCUUCCCAGACGACUACGCGGGCUCCAUGGUGGAAAAGGUGCUCGGCAGCAUAGAGGGGGCCAACUUCCAGCCCGACGGCGACCACCGCAAGGCGGCGAGGGCCAUCUACGAGGUCAUCGUGGGUGAGGGCGUGGGACGGGGCAAGGAGGCGGAGCGGGUGCUCCCGCUGGGGAGAGACAUGGGCAAGAUGAUGGACAGAGUCGCGGAUGCGACGAAGCACUCCAUGGAUACGUUCCGUGACGUGUGUGAUAAUGUGUACUUGGAAAAGAAGUAG